This is a messenger RNA of Prorocentrum cordatum, 888 nucleotides long. NCBI's taxonomy places the organism in Eukaryota, Dinophyceae, Prorocentrales, Prorocentraceae. The record is from the annotation of a GenBank genome assembly.
AUGGCAGUUGAUCCAGCAGGUGAGGGGGUGGGAGGCUGGCAGAGGAGCGGGCCGGCGCGGGAGAGGCGCUCGGCGCGGGUCGGCGAGCGCCUACCGCGCGCUGGGCGCCGGCGGCUGCCGCUCGUCUCGAGCGCAGCGGGGGGCGCGGGGUGCACAGGGGCCGCCGAGGCCCACCGCUCGGAGGGAGCCCAGCUGGCGCGAGCCGUGCCCGAGCAGCAGGGCGUGGCAGGCUGGCAUGAGCGCGGCAGGGCCGGCGGCGGCACCCUCAUGCUCGCCGAGGCCCCCGAGCAGCCGCCUGGCGGCGGCCAGGGCGAGCGCGCCAUGGAGGUCGCGGCGGGCGCCGCCUCCGCGCAGCAGCACCGCAGCAGGGAGCAGCGUGCCCGCAUGGCUCUGGGGCUGCUGCUGGCCUUUGUCGCCUUCACGGAGUUCCUGCCCUCGGAGCCAUUCCUGACCCAGUUCCUGACGUCGAAGGGGCUGACCAAGGAGCAGGUGGACCACGACCUGUUCAGCCUCUGGAUCUACGUCCGGCUGCCGCUGCUCCUCGUGGUCGGCGCCCUCGCCGAGCACGUGGGCAGCGCCAACGUGCUGCUACUGGGCUCCGCGCUCGGCUGCUUCACCGUCGCGGUGACGCCUUCAGCGCGUGGAUACCCGCGCUGCAGGCCACGCAGCUGACCGUGGCGGCGUCGCUGGCGGCGCACUCCGGCCCCCAGUACGCGGUGCUUUUCGAGGUCAGCGCGGUGCUGGGCAACGACUACCAUCGCACGUCCACUGGCUCAUGGCCGUGCUGCUGUGCUCGAACUGCGCCGCGGGCGUGGUGGGCAACGCCAUGCUCUCCGCGGGCCUGCCCUACCACCGGAUCUGGGAGCUGAGCCUGGCCGCGCAGGCGGC